AUGUUCUAUCAAACAAAUAAUGAUUAUAAGUUAGAACUAAAGGAAACAUUAGAUAAAAAAGAAUCUUUUCUUGAAAAUAUAGAAUAUAACAAUAUACUAGAAAUACAAGAAUCUGAUAAUCAAAUUCUUACACCUUUACAAAUUGAAAAUUUUCAAAAAAUAUUUGCUCAAUAUACUAUCAAAGAAAGUGAUGAUGAACAAGAGACUGACGAGAAAAUGACAGUUUUUUUAGAUCAGCAGGAAAAAGAAGCUUUUUUUGUUAAACUUU
Dentiscutata erythropus is the source of this 268-nucleotide messenger RNA. The record is from the annotation of a GenBank genome assembly. NCBI's taxonomy places the organism in Eukaryota, Fungi, Glomeromycota, Glomeromycetes, Diversisporales, Gigasporaceae.